CCCCGCGCCGGCGGGGGCUGCCGGGAGCCAAGAUGGAGUCGGCGAGCAGAGCGGGGCAGGAGAUUAGCCUGGCGGCCCUCAAGCAGCACGACCCCUACAUCACCAGCAUCGCCGACGUGACCGGCCAGGUAGCGCUCUACAGCUUCAGCCCCAAGGCCAACGAGUGGGAGAAAACUGACAUAGAAGGGACUUUAUUUGUGUACAAAAGGUCAGCUUCUCCUUAUCAUGGUUUUACAAUAGUGAAUCGACUGAACAUGCACAAUCUUGUUGAACCAGUAAAUAAAGAUCUGGAAUUUCAGCUCCAUGAACCGUUUCUUCUCUACAGAAAUGCUAGCUUGUCAAUUUACAGUAUCUGGUUUUACGACAAGAACGACUGUCAUCGAAUAGCGAAACUCAUGGCUGAAGUGGUAGAACAAGAAGCUCAGAGAUCGCAGCAAGUUUCCCAGGACAGGAAAAGUCCCAGCAGAACCAAUGGCUGCAAUGAAAACAGACCCAUUGAUAUCCUGGAAAUGCUUAGUAAAGCCAAGGAUGAAUAUGAACGAGUAAGGAAGCAUCAUGGUUUGAAUCAGAUCAGUGACUUGAGUAUUAUAUCGAGUUCUGGAAUGCAGCAAAAUGCAAAUCCUCUGAAGCCAGAAAGCACAGAGCCUUCAGAAGAAAAAACUUUAUUACAAGUGCAAGAGCAGCCAUUUCAGUCAAGGCAGAAGCAUCUGACUUUGGAGGAACUAUUUGGAACCUCUGUACCAAAGGAACAGCCCACAGCUCCGUAUCCCAAUCCAGAGAGAAUGGACAAGUUGCAGACUGACACUUCUGCCAGAGAGCAGCACAAUUUGCUCUUGCCUUUUUCUUUCGACCAGUCAGCAGUAAUACAACAAUCGCUAGGGAAACCUGAAAGUCCCAGCAUUAAAACCAGUGCCAAUCCUUUGAAUCAGCAGGAAUGUAUGACACCUAUGCUAAUACCUCCAGCUUCAGUUUCCCAGCCUGAUGUAAAAAAUGUUUCAAGCUGUUCAGUUCGUUUAAGCCCUGUUCUUAAUUCAGCCUCGACAAUGGAAGCUGCCGCUGCUCAGAUGCUUCCUGGCCUAAAAAAAGCCAGUCUAAUGCAGGUUAUGCAGCAAGCUGCCAAGCAGAUAUCCCCUCUAGUGAAUCAGCCACCAUCUGAAGUGAACCAUGCUCCACAAAAUCUGAUGUCUGGCCAAAGCCAGCUUAUAGCACCCUUGACAUCCGCAACUACAGGAACUGUCUCAAAUACAUCCCAUACAAGUGUUGAUCUUCUCCAGAAGCUCAGGUUGACUCCACAACAUGACCAAAUGCAACAGUCUCUUGCUAAGACUUCCUUAACACCAAACAUCUCUGCCUCAGUUGGCCAACUUGCAACACCAGAAAGCUUCAAAGAAUCUCACAGUAAGCCAUCAGCCUUGAACAGCAAGAUAUUAUCCCCCCUUCAGACUGUACAACAGAACAGGGAAUCAGAAGUAUUUCCACAGCCAAAGACUUUGUCUAAAACAAAUCAAGUUGCACCUCCACCGUUUGUUACAGCCACAACUACAGUAACGCCUUCAAUCCUCUUGUCUCCUAGUGUUUUUCAGCAAUCAGCUACAAAAACUACUGAAAUGGAGAAUAAAACAAACUCUUCUUCACCUUUAACACUUGGAACAACAGAAAUUCAGACUAUACCUCCUACUGUUCUCAGUAGGUCUCAGCUGCAAGAAGCACUGAUACAUCUAAUAAAGAAUGAUUCCCGUUUUCUCAGCACUAUUCAUGAAGUCUACUUGCAAGUCCUAACCAAGAACACAGACAACAUUAAGCUAUAACUGAAUCUAAAUCUACUUAAAAUAUAUUCAUUUUAAAAAUAAUUAUGCCUCAUCUAUAAAACUAAUAUUUUUGUAAAAGAAUAUUUAGUUUUCAAUGUCUUGAAUUUGAACCUGUUAGGAAAGACUUUUCCUUAAAUAUUAUGAAAGUAAUGUUCUCAAAAGUGAUCUAGGUUUUCACUGUGAUCAUCACCAGCAAACCUUUGUUUUUACUGGGGAGGGUACUUGAGUUGCAUUUGAGCUCUCAUGAGCAUUAAGUGAAUUUGAAAAUGUUUGCUCUGGCUUAGAUUUCCAGCUGUAUUCACUCUUCAAGGAUUACAGACUCAAUACUAUUUAAACCAGCAAGUAUGUGGAGUACAGUACACUAUACCACUCCAGAAGCAAAAUUUGGUUGUGGGAACCUAGUUCCAGUUUGAAGGACUGAGGGAAAGGAGAGUAAAAUUCCUUGUGAUUAAGUUGGCAGAUGUGGGGCAGGAACAGAUCUGGAAGCCAGGCCUUUGGAGCUAAAUCUUUAACAAAAGGUUUAAAAAUGUGAUUUGACCAAUACAUUGACAGUCUGUAGCUAAUGCACAUAAAUUCAUCUUUCAAUGAGUCCAUUAAUCUUACUUGCUUCUGCAUCGCUGCCAUGUAUCCACAUACAUGCCACAGGUAUCCAAGUGCGUAAGGCCAUUUUCUCUAAAUAAGCAAAAUUUGAAAUAUGCAAGUUCCUCAGUGAUUGUAUUUUUUUUCUUUAGGCACACAAGAGUUUUGUUGCCUGUUAAAGUUCACUUCUUUUAAAUUUGUCCUUGGGAGAUUCCCCACUGGAAGAGACCCCCUUCCUGUUCAGCAAUGUUUGAGAUAUUUUAAAUACUUUGUCCUUUAGUUAAAGGAAGGACCAUGUCAUAAGUUAUCUUUCAUUCCUCCUUGAAUUGGAACUGCAGUGUUGAAAACUAUGCAGAUGGGGAACAAAUGCAUGCUUUUCUGUUGCCUUCUCCCCACAUUGUUAGCACACACUUCAUACUCUGAAACUUAUCCAACUGAAAUGUUAACACUUCUUAUAUGUGAUUUAGUAAUUCAAUAUUCACUGAUGUAGGAGUUUAACUGGAUACUUUCCCACUUGAAAUCAGGAAGUUUCUAAUUAUAGUUUCUUAUGAUGCUGUGUGGAUUUGCCCAUGGCUUGUAUUUAUUUUUUUUAGGGGCAUGCAAAGGUUGUUUAUUAAAGACUUAGGUCCCAACUUUCUCCAGCAAUAGUAGUUUUAAAGGAUGCUUUUCCACUAGAAAAGUUUUGAUUGAUUGAGUAAAAAGAUAAUCUGUAGUGAAUUAUGCACUGCUGCUUUCUUUUCCCUCAAGCACUAUUCAAACAUGAAGAAAAAAUAUGUGGCUCCUUACAACAUAAAUGUAUGUGUGUAUGUCCUAAGGAAUGGUUAAGUUUGACAUAGUCAAGAUGUAUGGUCGUUUCAUUGAAAGCUAGUAAUUGUGAUUUAAUUGUGACUUGUUCACAAAUCUCUAUGUUUAGAUACAAAUAUUUACAUUUUUAUGUAUUUGAUCUGAUUUAGGUUUUUUCAUAGCUUUUUAUUGGAAAAUAUAUUUUAUUUAGCACUAUCUGCCUUCUGAAAAGCUCUUCUCAGCCAUUGAGUUCAGUGUUUCCAGUUGAAAUAUCUAGUAUUUUCUUAGAAAAAUGCACAAGAUUCAGGGAAAGAUGCUAAUGUCAAGAAAUGCCUUGGCUUUAAUGGUAGCAUUUGAAUUCAGCAAUAUAAACUCAGCCUUGUUAAGGAAGAUAGGAGCUUCCUACAUAAAUUCUAGAGCUCUGAUACUGUGUAUGUGCAUAAACAAUGAGAUUCAAAUUAGAUCUAUAGUCUAAUUAGCUUUGUUGGGUUUUUUAGAGAAAUUAUCACUAAUGGGGACAAACCAAUGAGCAGUUCCUCUGAACAAAAUCAGAUAGCCUAAACCAAACGAACUUACUUUUUAUGUGGGUUUAGCAAAGAUGAAUUCUAUAACUUCUCAUUUUUUUAUGCACAGCUUCCGGUUUCUUCAAAGGCAGAUUGGAUAAAAGUUUCUAAGAACUGAAAUAUUGGAAGCUGAUGGUGCGUAUUUGAACUGUUUGCUAAAUGCAGUCAUAUCCAAAGAUCUAUAGAAAUGAUAGGAAGGAGUAGUAUUUUGAGUUCUUCAGUCAUAUACAAUGGACAAAAGUCAUACUGUGUAGAGUAGCAGUGCUGUUACGAGAGUUUCUAUGGCCUGAUUAUCUUUAACCUGUUUCUAGCUGUCCAGGAGCUCCCACAAGAAGUUGGCAGAGCCUUACUUUGGUUUUGUAGUGUACCAGUAGUAACACAGUAUUGGUUUACUCUGCCCCUGGACACUCUCAAAAGGAAUUGGAAAAGAAACAGAGUUGACAUUGUAGUUACUAGGCAGACACUGUUGCCAUGAGCAAAGUUAUUCAUCUUAAACCCCUGGAGGUUUAUUCCGAGCUCUCUACGUGAAGCCAACAGACACUGGAACCAACCCAGUGUCACCCAGUCACCUCAGUUGCGAUUUAUGACAAGCCAGGAAAGUAGGUUUAGCACAUAAACUCUGUUAUGACAAGUUGCAUCAUAAAACCCUCAACUACAGUAUGGAAUUGGAAUAGUUCUGUUGUUUUGUGGGGUUUUUUUAAAAUGUGGCCUAUGUUACUUCACAACUUCUUUUCCUCAAUAUUUUAACUUUUUUGUAUAAAUCUAAAAUGAGCAGCUUGUCCAAGUGCUUGAUUCCUGUUAGCCGCACGCAGGGAUAACUGGUGUGGAUGAAGUUGCCAUGGGUCAUCACAGGAAAUUAGUGUGACCACUGCAAGUGAUUUUUGUAUUAUGUAAAACUACUGGCUUAAUGGGAUUUUGCCUAUUAGUUCUGAGAUUUCAAGUUUAUUAGUUUAGACUAUAGUUCCCCCAAUUAAUUUUAUUAUGUAAGCAUGUGUUUUGUGGCUAGCGUUAUGUCACUUUAAAAAAUAAAAAACUACAAAAAAUAACCAAGCUCAAACCUAAUCAAAGACAGUUUUAAAACCUACAGCUGCUGAGUUGUUCAGGAAAAUCGGAAGUCUCAGUUUUGUAGUUAGAGUUUUUAUCUGCUGUUAUUUAAUAAUACAAAGUUUAUAUGAAAGGUGCCUCACAGCUGUUAACUUAGAAGCAGCUAAUCUUUCCAAAUUAAACAAGAUUUGCAGAACGAUUGAAUAAAGUUAAAAAAAAUUAAGCGAUCAGUCUUGAUUUCAUAUAAAAUAUUUCAUUCUGUGCAUAAAUACUCCAUAUAAAUUGAAAUGCUGCUGGAUGUAUCUGAUUUUUGCUUGCAUUUCUAAUUGCUUCAUUUUGGUGUAUUUCUGAGACCCAUUUUGCCAUCUUUAGUCACUGAUAUGAUUUCCUAAAUGUUUUUGAAAACAAAGCUUAUUUUGAGACUUCUUGUUUUUAAAAAUAUUCUAAACAAAUCGGCCUUCUUUUUGCCAGGUUUUGGGGUUGCUUUGUACAGCAUAUCUUAACGGGAGGAAUGUGUGCAAUAUAUAUCACCUCAGUUUUGUCUGGCAACGUUAUGAAAAUGUUAAGAUGCAAUAUCUUCCUUUCACUUCAAGUUGGAAAAAUUGCUGUAUCUCUAAUUUGGUGGUGUAUUUAUUUUUAUCUGUUACGUCUAUGGGCAUAUGGUUAGUUAGGGGGUUUUUAUGUACAUUAUGUGCUUUUAGUAAUUUCUGAGUUUACCACUCUUGUGGAUGCACCAGUUGUACCCAUUUGCAUGUUCUUUCAGUAUGAAGACUAUGGGGAAGGGAGGCUUCAGGAAAGAUUUUUGGAAACCAGGAAUGAGAAUAAUUGGAAGUCAAUAAAUGUAGAUACUGCAUCAUUAACGUUUUUGGUAUGGUAUGAAUUUUAUAGCACCUAUGUAUGUUUGCAGUUAUUAAGUUAUUGCAUAAUGUUUAAGAAUGAGCAUUUUUCAUCCAAAAUUUUGUAUGUUUGCAAAUAUAUUUUUGUAAUAAAAUUUCAAAACAAAUGUUUCAGCACCUCCGAAAACCUUCCCAUGUUUCC
Molecule: messenger RNA, 5815 nt
Organism: Cuculus canorus (common cuckoo)
Lineage: Eukaryota; Metazoa; Chordata; Aves; Cuculiformes; Cuculidae
Gene: DCP1A
Product: decapping mRNA 1A
Exons: 10
Coding region: 33-1808 (591 amino acids)
Biological process (GO): deadenylation-independent decapping of nuclear-transcribed mRNA; deadenylation-dependent decapping of nuclear-transcribed mRNA; positive regulation of catalytic activity
Cellular component (GO): P-body
Molecular function (GO): mRNA binding; enzyme activator activity
Source: RefSeq, a predicted model, not a curated record